This is a messenger RNA of Dimorphilus gyrociliatus, 630 nucleotides long. The record is from the annotation of a GenBank genome assembly. NCBI's taxonomy places the organism in Eukaryota, Metazoa, Annelida, Polychaeta, Dinophilidae.
AGACAUCGACUCAGUUCGAAGAGAGGCGGCGAUCGGCUUUGGCCGCUAUUCAUUUAAUAAUUCAGAUCGUUUUCUCGUAGAUGGUAGCAUCAUGCGCAUGACUACCACACCUUCUCCCGACAAGCACUUCUUGCCACCCAUUUCAAGGGGAGGAACUUCAAGCGAUGAUAACAGAGACGCUUCUUCCGAACCACCGUCACGUCUACCUUCGCUAGAUACUUUUUCAACUUCUUCUCGCAUAUCUCAGUCAACGAGUGAACCCUCGUCUGGUUUAACAAGAUUGCCCCAUAUAGGAAAAUGUGCUCAAGAAUCGAAAACUUUAACUGGAGAUAUUCUCGAAAGGGAAUUGGAAAUACUUAAAAAGAAGAAAUCAGAAGCAAAUAAAUCUCAGCCAGCAACUGCCAGAGAGGAAUCUUCUCGUUCUUCUCAUCAGCAGCCCCUUCUCUUACCAAUUCGACAAAAUACGAAUAGAAAAUCGAGAAGGCGUAGAAAAGAAAAACUUCAGCCUAAACUCUCAACAGAGCAAGAUGGCGAUGAAAAAUGUCGUAAAUGGUUGGGAGAUUCGAAUACGUAAUAUUCGACGGAUAAACUUGAAAAUUAAUUAAAUAUAUAGUGCCUAUCUAUAAUUCU